AAACACAGUGUACCUUCAAAUUAAUGUCCAUGGAGAGUCAAGUCAGGAGCAUGUCCGAGGCAAUGGAUUUGAGACCCGAUUGGAGCGAUCUUCCGUCAGAACUCUGGCCGAAGAUCGCCAAAUCUCUCCACAAUCACGUCGAUCUUGUUAGAUUUCGCAGCGUCUGCAAGUCAUGGCGAUCCUCGAUCCCUUCCUCUCUCCCUAACUCUCCUUCUUUAUUCCCUUUCCAGAUCCCCCAUCCCAUCAAUCCCUCCAAGUUCGUUUUUCUCUCUCAGUCCACUAUUUAUCGAAUCGAAUCACCCCACCAACCCUCAUCUUCUCACAAAGGCUGGUUAAUCAAACUAGAAGGACAAUCAAAUCCCUCACAAUCUCAUGCUCUUCGUCUCCUAAACCCACUUUCCGACCGAAAAAUCUCGAAAUCGCGCAUCUCUUCCCGGAGAAUAUUGAAUCUGCUGGACUAUCGGGCGGUGGAGUUAUACAAAUCAUAUAGCCUCCAGGAGUGCGGAUUUCCUAUAAAGAAAGUCGUGUUCUUCCCGACCUCGUGUUGGUCUGACGUGAAUGAUUCUGUGGCCUGCUGUAUCUAUCAGGAGGGUAAGUUGGCGUUGUUCAAACGAGGAGACAACCAAUGGAGACUCGUUGAUGAUUUGAAUUAUUACUACGAUGAUGUUAUUGUGUAUAAAGGUCAGCUUUAUGUGACAGAUAGGUGGGGUACCAUAUCAUGGAUCGACACAUCCUCGUUGAAGUUGAUCCAAUAUUCGCCUCCCUUGUGUGGUUUUGGACACAAGAAGCAUUUGGUUGAGUCAUGUGGGAACCUUUUUGUUGUUGAUAGGUACUAUGAUAGUGAACCCAGGAGACCAUAUUAUGAAGCUUCGGUUGUGAACUUUAAGGUUUAUAGAUUGGAUGAAGAGUGGGGGACAUGGGUGGAUGUGAAGGAUUUGGAAGACAGAGUGUUUAUAUUGGGAAAUAGCUGUAACUUGUCUGUUUCCGCUAAUGACUUUGCUGGGUAUGCAGGAAACUGCAUUUUCUUCAUUGAUAUUUUUGAUGUUCGAGUGUACAACCUAGGUGAUGGUAGCACCAUGACCUUGGAACUUGAUCCAUGUACUUCAAAACUGUUUUGGCCUCCCCCUUCUUGGCUCAGAAUCUAAGCACAAAGCCAAUCUUAAAAAUAUUCGACUCGUCCAAGAUGGACUUGAUGAUUCAUGACGUUUCUGCAUAUUGUGGGGAGUCCAAUCUGACCGUGCUAUGGUAUCGUGCGUUAGUUGUGCUUAGAAAAUGAAGGCGCAAGCUGUGAGAAAUUAAGGUCAUUCAACUUCAAGCUUCUGGAUGAUACAACUACGUAGCUGGAUUCAGCCACUGUCAAAUAGGACCAUGUUGCCAAAAUAAGGGUGGGUGCGUGAGUCCCCCUCCUGUAAAAGGGGCACCUCUCAUGAAUCCCCAUCGAGAGAGAAAGGUGCUCUGUUUAUUAUCCUCUUAAUUUUUUAAAUAGGAUUGUCUCUUAUACUUAACCAAAAAAACAAAAAAGUCAAAUUGUCUAAAAAAAAAAAAGCCGCAGCGUGACAUUAUUUUUAUUUUUCGGUCGGCAGUUAAACUGCCGAAUAUGUUUUGAUUUACUUCUUAUUGAUAAUCUCUUUCCAUCUACUCAAUGUAUAGCUAUUUUUUUCAGUA
Messenger RNA from Neltuma alba, 1665 nucleotides. RefSeq names its product F-box protein SKIP23-like. Gene Ontology annotation, molecular function: protein binding. The transcript is spliced from 2 exons. The record is from RefSeq and is a predicted model, not a curated record. Lineage: Eukaryota; Viridiplantae; Streptophyta; Magnoliopsida; Fabales; Fabaceae. The coding region runs from base 24 to 1145 and encodes 373 amino acids.